AUGGGAGAUUACGGCGGAUCUGCGCGGCGAAGACGGAGCAGAGGCCGACGAGAGGGGGCUGGCGCGGGGGGCGAGGGGUGGGGCGACGACGCGUGGGACGCGGGCGUGGACAGCAGCUGGGAGGCGGCCGGCCGAGGUGUGCCGUCGGACUGGAGCGCGGCAGACUCCGACAUCCUCAUCCUCACGCCUUCCGAGGCCCGGAGGGUCCUCCCGCUCGUCCCCGUCGGCGCGCAAUUCCAGCACUUUGUAGGUGACGGGACCCAGGUGCUGCAGCGCGUGGCGAUCGGCGUGCUGGCGGCGGUGGUGGGGUCGCAGGUGCCGCUGCUCGGCGCCGUCGGGCUCGGGUUCCCGCUCUGGGCGCCCUGGGCGCAAGCCGCGGCCCGGAACUUCCCGUUGUCUGGGUACCCAGUGGCGGGGCUGUGGCGGUGCCGCGUGCUGUCCGCGGAGGUCGUGCGGGUGCCGAGGGUGUCGUUCGAGACGGUGACGGGGUCCGGGCGCGCCGGUCCGGUCGAGGAGGUGCUGCGCGUCGUCGUGGGAGACCCCGGGGGGCCUUCCGCGGACAUCGAGGUGCCGAUGCGGGGGGAGUAUUACGACGUCAGGGAGGGCGACCCGUGCGAGCUGGUGGCGGUCGCGGAGCGCCGGACGAUGGCGGGGAUGCGGAUCGUGCGCGACGCGUACCUCCCGCUGCAGGGGGUCUUUUUGGCGGACUACCCCUACCUCGACCGCGCGUCCUUCCUGGCCGUGGCCGCGAAGGUCCGCGACGGUGGGUAG
This is a messenger RNA of Pedinophyceae sp. YPF-701, 771 nucleotides long. NCBI's taxonomy places the organism in Eukaryota, Viridiplantae, Chlorophyta, Pedinophyceae. The record is from the annotation of a GenBank genome assembly.